Lotus japonicus is the source of this 570-nucleotide messenger RNA. RefSeq lists its product as uncharacterized. NCBI's taxonomy places the organism in Eukaryota, Viridiplantae, Streptophyta, Magnoliopsida, Fabales, Fabaceae. The record is from RefSeq and is a predicted model, not a curated record. The transcript is spliced from 6 exons. Bases 1 to 570 code for a protein of 189 amino acids.
AUGGCAAUCGACGAUCUCUCAACCAUCGAUGCCUCUAAAGAGAACUGGUGUAUUGUCGCAAAGGUGAACCGGUUGUGGCUUAGUCCAAGCCUAUAUGGAUCCAAGCUUCCAUUUUCCAUGGACAUGAUACUCAUGGAUGAGAAGGGUUGUAAAAUACAUGCUUCCGUUCGGAAGACUCUGAUAUACCGAUUCCAAUCUUUACUAAGUGAGGGUCGUGUAUAUCAGAUUUCGUUCUUCGGCGUUGGAGAAAGCGGUCGUGAUUUCCGACCGACCUCGCAUCCUUUCAAAAUUAACUUUGAUAUUCAUACAUCUGUGCGCUUGGUUCCCAACAAGACCAUUGACUUGAGCCCGUACAAUUUUGUACCAAUAUCUGAUAUAAUGUUCAAGGAUCUUGAUACGUCUUUUCUGAUAGCAAAUGUUGAAAAAGCAAAAAAAGUUCAGGCCUCAUCACCAUGGGACUUUUAUUGUGAAUUGGAAUUGGGGAUGAGUGGCUUGGUUGAGUUUUGUUCUACAAUUAAAAACCAAAGAAGAGAUACGAGGAAGGAGAGGAUAGUUCAGAUUCGUUCAUGA